UUUUGAAUUGAAUAGAUCAAGGAAGAUGCGCUUGUUUAUACUGUUAGCUGCUCUUGGAGCCGUUUGUGCGGCACCAAGGAAGCCGGAACGCAUUGUCGGUGGUGAAAAUACUAGUAUUGAAAGAUAUCCUUUCAUGUCUGGUAUCUUACACAAUUCCUUCUGGGGAACGGAACAGAUGUGUGGUGGCACUCUCAUAACCAACAGAGCUGUAGUCACAGCAGCUCACUGUUUUGCAGGCUUUAGGCCAUCUGAGCUGAGCGUACGAUUGGGAUCAACUUAUGCUUCGUCUGGCGGACAAGUCCACCUACUUUCUAGAAUUAUCAUGCAUCCACACUAUAAUUUUUACUUAAUUUUAAAUGACAUUGCGAUAACAAGACUUCAAAACGCUGUUACAUUAUCUAAUCAGAUUCAAAUUGCACGAAUUGCUGGACCACAGUACAACUUACCAGACAAUACAUCUCUCAAUGUAAUUGGUUGGGGGGCUACCAGUUACAAUGGAAAACCUUCCGAAAUACUUCAGCACGCAUCCGUUAACAUCAUCAACCAAAGUCUUUGUGCAGAACGUUACGCAUAUUUCCAAUCUUUACCCGGAUCUUGGCCAAGCAUAACUCCUGAGAUGAUGUGCACCGGUAUCCUAGAUGUCGGUGGCAAGGACGCCUGUCAGGGUGACUCCGGCGGACCUGUGGUUCAUGGCGGAAAUGUUCUAGUAGGAAUUACUUCGUGGGGAUACCAGUGCGCUCACCCAACUUAUCCGGGAGUUAACGUACGCGUUUCAUCUUACGCGGAUUGGAUCGCGACUAAUGCAGUUAAUUAAUUUUAAGCUUAUAAUUGUAAUAACAAUACAACAUAAUAUAUAUUUUUUUAUUCA
Molecule: messenger RNA, 868 nt
Organism: Danaus plexippus (monarch butterfly)
Lineage: Eukaryota; Metazoa; Arthropoda; Insecta; Lepidoptera; Nymphalidae
Product: trypsin, alkaline B-like
Exons: 4
Coding region: 26-814 (262 amino acids)
Biological process (GO): proteolysis
Molecular function (GO): serine-type endopeptidase activity
Source: RefSeq, a predicted model, not a curated record